AUGGAAAUUGACGGCAAUACAAUAUUGUUCAUCUUUGUGAUCCUUUAUUUUUUAUAUUCGAGCCCGUCAGGCGAUGGUGUCACGUCCCAGUACGAGUACAAUCAGCUUCAGACGCUAAGAGCUCAGUAUAAUGAUGAGCACUCUCAAUUUGCUAAUAUGACACUCAGCGAGAACUUCCGAAACAUCACAGGUCUCAAACUUAGCUACGAAGAUGUGCUAAAAUCUCCAGGCAUUAACGCCACAUACCCAAUCGCUGGGAAAGACUACAAUCACUGGUCGAGUAACCAAGGCCACAUGAUACUCCCCGAGAGCGUGAUCACCGAAAUCAGGGAGGAUGUGUGGAGCGGCAAAGAAGGGGUGUUUCCACCUAACAUAACAAGUACUCUACACGGUCUCAUUAAGUUAGACUCGAACAAAGAUUAUCAAAAAGUUCCUAUGCCAGUGCCAGAAUACUACGAGCCUCCACAUGAUUUUUCUCAAAACUUCAAUGAUCCAUAUGUUGAUGACGGAACACUCAGCAAUGGUCAACAUAACGUCACUUUCAAUGAAGGUCAGGUUGUUAUCGAGAUUAAAGCAGCAGACACGGCAUUGGCUUAUUCUGAUGCAAGGAGGCCCUCUUUUUUCAAUAGCCAAAGUGAUAGGUGGCGGAUGCUGCACGUCAACUUGCACUUUUCUGACUUCCACGAUGAAGAAAAGCACUCAAUUAACAGCAGAGCAGUUUACGACAUUAAAAGAGGACGUAUUCUGGCCAUAUCAGAGAGCGCGAAAUUCCAUUCACUGUUUGCCUUCCCUCAUUAUAUGAGUCUGAAAGAGGACGAUAAAUUAGUUUUCGACGAAGUGAAGCUUUUAGUUGAAGAGUAUUGGAAUGCCUCAAAUUUUGUUGAUACAAGGACAAUGAACUACUUGCAAGAAUCAUAUGCCGUUGCUAACUACAAAUGUGAGUUCCUUGCAUACUUUCAGUUGAGCCCUUGGUCCGCUUAUAGUCCAGAACAACUGAAGGUUAUAGAUGACGAGCUCACAUGGCCUUUAGGGAGACGGGCUAAUUUAUCGAGUCUUCCACCCAUCAAUAUUUCUUCUGGUAUUGUUUAUUCACCAGAUUGUGGCAUCAACCUUCGUGUGAGCAGCGUCAGUGGCCCUCGGUACGAACUGCAUGUGAGGAAAAUGAGAGAUACAUUGCUGUUUGGGAUAGUUUUGCUUGCAUCUCAAAUCUAUUUAUUAUUGAUUCAAAUGCAGCAUACAAACACGCCGUCAAUGGUCAAUAAAAUAUCCUACUGGUGUUUCUCUUUGAUGAAUUCGGUUGAUGGAUCGCUGGCUAUAAUAUUCUUCUUUAUGACAAGCGCAAUUCCAGAGCUUUACUUGCCACUUGUAAUAUGCUCAUUUGCCUGUUUGAUCUUGGCUUCUGUUUUUGAGAUGCGCUACUUGAUAUCUAUCUAUGCAUCACAAGCAAACGAGCAAAACGUGAGCUUCACGACAUUACUGCGGCGAAACACGGGUUCUGAAGAGAGGAAUGCGCCAACAGUUAUACCUGAUGAAGCCACCAUUAGCAGCCACAUGUACCGGAGGUAUAUUCUUAUGAUGUUUCUCUCCAUGGUUCUUAUUCUCAGCGUUGCAACUUGGUCUAGAAGGAUCAGAACCCCAUUUGAGUGCGUUGCCUUUUUUGUUCUUAACUCAUAUUGGGUUCCACAAAUCGCGAGGAACGCUAUCAAGGGUAACGAGCCAAGAAGAAGAAGGGCUUCGCCAGGUGAAUCACAAGCACCAAGGCAGAACAAGAUGCCAUUGCUCUGGAGUUUUGUUAUUGGCACUUCUAUAAUCCGGUUCCUUCCCGUGGCUUACGUCUUCACGGUUCCCUCGAACAUAUUUUACCACCACAGAGACAUACGUUAUGUUGUUAUCGUUGCCUUGUGGAUUCUGUUCCAGAUUGUUAUACUUUAUUCGCAGGAUAUUAUGGGCGCCCGCUGGUUCCUACCAAAAUACACAAUUCCUGAAGGCUAUUCAUACCAUAAAGGUAUUUCUUCCGCCGACUUAUUGGAGCAUGGAAGCUCUCCAAACUACAGUAUUGAUUGCGCUAUCUGCAUGAAUGACGUUCCCGUUUACGUUGACGACAUUCCGAAGACACACAAGGUCGAUAAGGAAAGUUACAUGAUAACACCAUGUAGCCACAUAUUCCACACUCAGUGUUUAGAGAGCUGGAUGAGCUAUAAACUACAGUGCCCUGUGUGCAGAGCACCGCUCCCUCCUCUUUAA
This is a messenger RNA of Lachancea thermotolerans CBS 6340, 2244 nucleotides long. It is a transcript of the gene TUL1, whose product is annotated as ubiquitin-protein ligase TUL1. The transcript has a single exon. The record is from RefSeq and is a predicted model, not a curated record. NCBI's taxonomy places the organism in Eukaryota, Fungi, Ascomycota, Saccharomycetes, Saccharomycetales, Saccharomycetaceae. Gene Ontology annotation, molecular function: zinc ion binding. The coding region runs from base 1 to 2244 and encodes 747 amino acids.